Messenger RNA from Vanessa tameamea, 5332 nucleotides. RefSeq names its product atrial natriuretic peptide receptor 1 (gene Gcy). Lineage: Eukaryota; Metazoa; Arthropoda; Insecta; Lepidoptera; Nymphalidae. Gene Ontology annotation, cellular component: plasma membrane. Bases 214 to 4521 code for a protein of 1435 amino acids. The record is from RefSeq and is a predicted model, not a curated record. Gene Ontology annotation, molecular function: adenylate cyclase activity; guanylate cyclase activity; peptide receptor activity. The transcript is spliced from 20 exons. Gene Ontology annotation, biological process: receptor guanylyl cyclase signaling pathway; intracellular signal transduction; protein phosphorylation.
GUUAGUUACAAUUUCGCCGUCAGAGCGAGUGCACGCGCGACGUAAUAUUUUACGCGGCAAUCGUUCGUACUCAAACGUCAAACUGUGUGAUUGAUAAAGAAAAAAAAAAUACAUUCGAAAUUCAAAUUGUGUUGGUUGAAGUGUGAAACGUGCUCAAUUUGUGAUUAAAAUAUGAAUAAAGAAACGUAUACAAUGAAAUAAACUAAUUAGAAAAUGGUAACAGAGAUCGUUCAUACGAUCCUCCACUACGUGAAGACAUUUUGGUGUAAAGAAAGAUCAUGUGCCAACAAAGCAAACAUUAGAAGAAGACGUGAUGAAAUUUCAAAUAAAGAAGACGAACAGAAUGAGACUUUGGACGAUGCUCAAGCAUACAAGAUUAAAAGACAGUGCCAUAAAACAAAAUUUAAAAUACCACAUCUAGCUUCAUUCCUCCUAUUAUAUAUAUGUGUAUUUAAUGUGAUAAUUACGUGUGAUGUUGGUGUUAAUAAUGUAAAUAUGAAGAAAUUUAAACACAAUCAUGAUAAGUUUAUAAAAGAUGUAGAAUUAGAUAUCGCAAAGCGGCGUCGCAACUUAAAUGAAAAAUUACUUGAAAAGAGUGUCGUCAAAACCACAACAGCGAGUCAAGAUGUAGACGACGAAGAGAAAUCCGAGAAAUACUCUAUACCUGAUGUUCUUGAAUUGAACAAAUAUUAUAGUUAUUACAAAAAUAAAGAAAACAGUACGGAUAAAUCUGUUUUUACGAGUACGUUACAAGUGACGCGAGAUAUUUAUGAUGAUAUAAAGGCAGUGGGAAAACCACACGACCUAUCCACGAAUCCGUAUUACGUAAAACGGACAAAUUUUAAUUUAAGACCAGAAACUCACCAAUUCAACGAAAAAAUUCUGAAGCUUGGCGUUUUAUUACCUGCAGAUCCAAACCAAGUUUUCUCUUUGGCUAAGGUUUUGCCGAUUGUAGAAAUGGCUGUACCGGCUAUGACGAAGCAUGAUGGCCCUUUGCCAGGAUGGAAAAUACUCGUAGAUUAUAGGGAUACGAGAUGUUCUUCCGUCGAAGGCCCUCUUGCGGCGUUUGAAUUCUACGUCAAUGGUUCCGCGGAUGCCUUCAUUGGACCUGGGUGUGAAUACGUAAUCGCCCCUGUCGCCCGAUAUGCUGGCCUUUGGAGAAUACCUGUCCUCACAGCUGGAGCUCAGGCUGAAGCGUUCGGAUACAAGCACCCAAGUUAUAUGUCGCUGACAAGAAUGAUGGGGAGCUAUACACAGGCUGGGGUCGCCAUCCGCAAAGUUUUCGAGGAAUUUAGUUGGAGGAAGUUCGGUAUGUUAUACCAUAACAAUGACCCAUCAACUGGGAAAGGGAACAGCCCUUGCUUCAUGACCCUCAGUGCUGUAUUCACUGUCCUUCAGAAGAAAGGAACGGACAACAUCCCGAACAUACCAUUCGACGAAACGAAUGUCACGACAACAAAAAUUAAACACCUCUUGCAAAAACUUUCGCUCAGCACGAGAAUUGUGGUGGUAUGCGCGAACCCGAAUAUUGUACGCGAGAUAAUGCUGGCAGCUGAGGAUCUGAACAUGGUUUCCUCUGGAGAAUACGUCUUCUUCAACAUCGAACUGUUUUCUAACUUGGCGUCAGCUUCGUCCAAAGAACCCUGGAAAGUUGAAGGGGAUACAGACGAAAGAAAUGAGCGAGCGAGACGGGCGUAUAGUGCUGUCCUUACCGUUACAAGUCCUGCACCAGAGAAAAAAGAAUAUUUAGAAUUUUCUGAUCAGGUCAAAGAACUAGCAGAAACAAAGUACAACUAUACAUUCGGCAAAGGCGAAGUUGUAUCCACAUUCGUAGCUGCGUUCUACGAUGCUGUGCUCCUUUACGCGUUGGCGCUUAACGAUACUUUGAGACAGGCCAAUGACCCCAGGGGACAAUUGGAUGGAGCGGCGGUCAUCAGAAACAUGUGGAAUAGAACAUUUCAAGGCAUAACUGGGGAAGUAAUAAUCAACAGUAAUGGCGACCGCGUGGCGUCGUAUUCUCUUCUGGAUAUGAACCCGAAUACCAGCAAGUUUGAGGUAGUUGCGACGUACGUGGCAGCGAACUCAUCUCUUCAAUUCGUUGAGAACCGUCCCAUUCACUGGGCUGGGGGGAGGACCACCCCCCCUCCAGAUACCCCGAAGUGUGGCUUUGACGGCUCCCUUUGUCCUGACAAUUCUCUCCCGGUUUACGCCAUAUUGAGUAUCGUGCUGAGUUCUGUCGUCGUGAUCCUGGCUAUCCUAUCAGUAUUUAUAUACAGACAUUACAAACUUGAGGCUGAGAUUGCAAUGAUGACAUGGAGAGUCAGCUGGAGUGAUGUUUUACUUCCCGGUGGGCGGCUCCGGGGUAGCAUACAUUCAUUGGCUCGAAGGUACAGCUCUGGGACUGCAUAUUCCGAUGAAGCAACAUCUCUCGCUGGAGAUCGUCAAGUAUACGCCCCUUGUGGUUUUUACAAAGGCUGCAGGGUCGCUAUUAAGAAGGUUGACAAACAGAGGAUAGAUUUGACGAGACCACUUCUUUUGGAACUUAAGAAAAUGAAAGACUUGGAACAUGAUCAUCUUGCAAGAUUUUACGGAGCCUGUGUAGACCCGCCACAUUGCUGUCUCCUUACAGAAUACUGUCCAAAAGGUUCUCUACAAGAUAUUUUGGAGAACGAUACGAUCAAAUUAGAUUGGAUGUUCAAAGUUAGCUUGAUGCAUGACAUUGUAAAGGGAAUGCAUUAUCUACACAGCAGUGACAUAAGAUCCCACGGUGCCUUGACGUCGAGUAACUGCGUCGUGGAUUCUCGUUUCGUGUUGAAAAUAACCGAUUUCGGCUUGAAUGCUCUGAGGACAUCGGAGAAAGACAAUCGAGCUCACAGCUAUUGGACUCGUCGUCUUUGGACUUCACCAGAACUUCUCCGUUUAUCUGAUCCACCCCCAGAAGGAACCCAGAAAGCCGAUGUAUAUUCAUUUGGUAUUAUAAUGCACGAGAUCGUUAAUAGACAAGGAGUAUUUUGGCUUGGACCAGGGAUUGAUUUGUCCCCCAAAGAGAUAGUAGAUGCGAUCAUAGGUAGCGGUCUUCGUCCAAACACAACGUAUACCAGAUCCUGUGAAGCCGACGAUGCUGCUGAUCUCAUGCGGCGAUGUUGGGCAGAGGAGCCCACUGAAAGACCAGAUUUUGGACACUUGAAGGGAGCUAUUCGUCGCCUCAAUAAAACUCAAGAAAGUAGUAAUAUUUUAGAUAAUUUGCUUUCUCGUAUGGAACAAUAUGCUAAUAAUUUAGAAUCAUUGGUAAGCGAACGCACACAGGACUAUUUGGAAGAGAAGAAAAAGUGCGAGGAAUUGUUGUACCAGUUACUACCAAAGUCAGUAGCCUCUCAAUUGAUCAACGGGGAGUCUGUAGUUGCUGAAACGUUUGAACAAGUAACCAUAUACUUUUCUGAUAUCGUCGGAUUCACGGCAUUAUCUGCAACAUCAACCCCUAUGCAAGUCGUUGACUUGCUCAACGAUCUGUACACGUGUUUCGAUUCUAUCGUUGAGAACUAUGACGUGUAUAAGGUGGAAACGAUAGGUGAUGCGUAUAUGGUAGUUUCUGGUCUACCGGAACGCAAUGGCACUCGACAUGCUUGUGAAGUAGCUCGCAUGGCACUUGCGCUUUUGAACGCUGUACGGCGCUUCAAAAUCAGACACCGGCCGCUUGAUCAGCUGAAGCUUCGUAUUGGAUUGCAUUCUGGACCAUGUGUGGCUGGUGUCGUCGGUCUUAAAAUGCCUCGUUACUGCCUCUUCGGAGAUACGGUGAAUACAGCGUCAAGAAUGGAAUCUAAUGGCGAAGCACUGAAAAUUCACGUUUCGCCCACUACGAAGGCAUUGCUUGAUAGUUUUGGUACAUUCAGGUUAGAGUGUAGAGGAGAAGUCGCUAUGAAGGGUAAAGGAGUUCUAGUCACAUAUUGGUUAUUAGGAGAAAUAAUUGAUCCAAAUGCACCGAAAGAAAAGGCGCCAUUACUAAAAUUACAAAGUCAGUCAGUGGAGAGCGGGUCACUAUCACAUCUCACUCCAUUCCGACAGCGUAUGGAUCAAACAUCAAGGUCAUCGAGCAGACGAGGUUCAGGAACAUUCAUACAAAAACAAAUAGAUAUUAGUAAAUUGGAGAAAGAAGCUCAGCCUAUAUUGCAAGUUAUUAAGAUGCAAAGGCAACAUUCUGAUCCAACUGAGCCUGUAACAAAUGGAGUGGCAGAGACAGAUGAUGAUAAAACCGUUUCAAAUUCAGUAUCAUUAAAUAUAAACUCGCUGAAUCAUAAUAACGUGAAUCAGACUGGACAGCCUAAAGUUAAACUGAAGGACUGUCAGCUGAACCCAAUCCGUAAUCAUAAACCGAAUAACAUAGGCAAUAAUAAUUGGAUACCUAAAUUAUCAACAGCGAGUUCCUUUGAUAAUGGAGCUAAAAAAGUAAAUGAAUGCCUCAAAGACUAUAGUAGUGUACCUUUAUUAUCUAAAGCGGAAAAACCAAAUGAUUCAAUUGUAUAAGCGCUUAUUGGUAGCAAAAACAGUACUUAAUUCCUGUCUUAUUAUUAACGUUGUUAUAAUUGUAUCGCUUCAUACGGUUUGUCUCCUUCUAACAUUUUAAAUGUUAUAAAAAAAGAAAGAGAUACCAUAUAAUUUAGUGGUACAAAUAAAAAAAUUGCUCCACGUUUAAUAAUAAGAGUAAAUGUUAACAAUAAGAUUUUUGAUUAGUAGAAUCUUCUAAAUGUUCACACGAUACUGACACGAUUUCUAUCGGAUUUGAAAUAUAAUUAAAACAAACAAUUUAGUUUGUUAAAUAUUUUACUGCUUUGAAAUAUUUAAUUUCAUGUUUUAUUUCAGUUUAUUCAGUUGAGUUAUAUAUAAAUAUAGAUUACAUAGCGGUUAUAUUUGUUUGUGGCUCACCUGUCCUAUGUGGAAUUGCGAAAAGUUUUUUAAUGCUGAAAUCACUUCAAUCCAUAUAUUCGACUUCCAUUAAAAUAUAAACAGCUGUAUUUUUCACUUUUACAUCCACCGUUAAGCUUAUCUUAGAAUUAUAAGCUACUGAAUAAGGCGUUUUAUAAUCUUUUAUAUUGCAUUUUCUUUCACGACCGACCUAAAUGUUGUUUCUUUAAUAUUGAAUUUAUUUUUAAUAUUUAUUAUAAAAUAAUAAUGAGAAUUUGUAAAUAAUACUUGUUUUUAUUUAUUGUAGAUACUAUGGCGUUAAUUGUAAUUUCAUUGUGAUCUAGUAGGUGGUGUAAUUGUGGUAUAUGAUAAUGUAAACAGAUGAAAAUCAAUGUUUUAAAAUAUAAUAGCAAAUAAAUGAGUGAGAAUCGUA